AUGAGCCUGGAGGUUAGUGUGGUUGCCCACAAAGCUGACACAAUCACAGAUUCUGUGUUCAGCAAAGAAUCAGAUGCUGCCCUAAUUGGACCACACUGCCCAGAUUAUAAAAAGGAUCAUCUACCUAAAGUUCACCGGGACACUUCCUAUAUAGGAGAAAAACGUCCGGCAUUAGAAAAAACUGGAGAUCUCAGAUAUUUAUGGAGGCCUGCCUCUGACAAAAGCUUCUCAGUGAGAUAUAAACAUGAGUAUGUUGGUGAAAUUGGUUGGAGAAUACCAGAAUAUGAUUUUAUCAACAAAACAAGGCUGGAGACUGGCUUUCACUUCAAGUAUGGAGAAGUAAGUGAAGCUGCUAUUGAUAAAAUAAGCCACAGACACCAAAACCCAUGGCAACCAAAACCUUCUAUUAUGGACGCACUAGGAAAAUACAGUCGUGCUUUUAUUGCCUGGCAUAUGGGUGAUUUUGAGCACACUAAUCAAAGAAAUUCCAAAUGGGCUAUCCUCGUUAGGCAAAGUAAGGCAGCAUUGCCAAGAGCUUCCAGACCACCUAAGUUGCCACAGCUACCCAUAAAGGAGGUAUGA
Molecule: messenger RNA, 582 nt
Organism: Equus quagga
Lineage: Eukaryota; Metazoa; Chordata; Mammalia; Perissodactyla; Equidae
Gene: SPMIP2
Product: chromosome 3 C4orf45 homolog
Exons: 4
Coding region: 1-582 (193 amino acids)
Source: RefSeq, a predicted model, not a curated record